AUGUCUGCCCUACCCAUGUCUGCCCUACCCAUGCCUGCCCUACCCAUGUCUGCCCUACCCAUGUCUGCCCUACCCAUGUCUGCCCUACCCAUGUCUGCCCUACCCAUGUCUGCCCUACCCAUGUCUGCCCUACCCAUGUCUGCCCUACCCAUGUCUGCCCUACCCAUGUCUGCCCUACCCAUGUCUGCCCUACCCAUGUCUGCCCUACCCAUGUCUGCCCUACCCAUGUCUGCCCUACCCAUGUCUGCCCUACCCAUGUCUGCCCUACCCAUGUCUCCCCUACCCAUGUCUGCCCUACCCAUGUCUGCCCUACCCAUGUCUGCCCUACCAAUGUCUGCCCUACCCAUGUCUGCCCUACCCAUGUCUGCCCUACCCAUGUCUGCCCUACCCAUGUCUGCCCUACCCAUGUCUGCCCUUCACCCACGUCUGCCUGCCCUACCCAUGUCUGCCCUACCCAUGUCUGCCCUACCCAUGUCUGCCCUACCCAUGUCUGCCCUACCCAUGUCUGCCCUACCCAUGUCUGCCCUACCCAUUUCUGCCCUACCCAUUUCUGCCCUACCCAUGUCUGCCCUACCCAUGUCUGCCCUACCCAUGUCUGCCCUACCCAUGUCUGCCCUACCCAUGUCUGCCCUACCCAUGUCUGCCCUACCCAUGUCUGCCCUACCCAUGUCUGCCCUACCCAUGUCUGCCCUACCCAUGUCUGCCCUACCCAUGUCUGCCCUACCCAUGUCUGCCCUACCCAUUUCUGCCCUACCCAUUUCUGCCCUACCCAUGUCUGCCCUACCCAUGUCUGCCCUACCCAUUUCUGCCCUACCCAUUUCUGCCCUACCCAUGUCUGCCCUACCCAUUUCUGCCCUUCACCCAUUGAACCUGGCAGUGGGCCUCGCCCGCCACAUGCGCCUCACAAGUGGGGCUGCUGGACGCCGAUGUGUUCGGUCGGCCCCUCACUGCCCAACCUGCUCGGCGUGGACAUCGCCGCCCCCCUCAGCCCCCUCUUCUCGCGAUGCCCCCCUGGGCCUAGAGACUGUCGGCCGCCCCCUGCUGGCCUCGCCCUUCCCCCACGCGUCCAUGCUGCCACUGCAGGUGCAGGGCGUGCGCUGCAUGUCCAUGAGAGGAGAAGCUUGUAAGGGGGACGGAGUGGGGGCGGCUGGACGUGCUGGUGGAGGACAUGCCGCCCGGCUCGGGGGAUAUGUGCCGUGUCUCCGGUCAGCUUAG
Messenger RNA from Closterium sp. Naga37s-1, 1215 nucleotides. NCBI's taxonomy places the organism in Eukaryota, Viridiplantae, Streptophyta, Zygnematophyceae, Desmidiales, Closteriaceae. The record is from the annotation of a GenBank genome assembly.